AUGGCUGACUCGUCGCAAGGAGCGACGUCGCUCUUGACCGAGCAUCUGCAGUAUACGCCUUUGUCACUGAUUGACGACAUCAUCAACUCGGUCAACAACUUCGUUUACCAAGGAGUCGGCAGCCUGGAAACUGGACUGCUGACGACACCUCCGGAGAAGUUAGGCUUCAAGGCCGUCAAGGCUAUCGGCGACGAUGGUGUGGAGGAACUGGAGUUCCCCGAGGCAAAGAAAGAGAUUGAAGAGGGCCUUCACAAACUGGAGACAUUGCUCAACUCGACGGUUGACAAGAACUUUGACAAAUUUGAGAUAUACGUGCUCAGGAACAUCCUCUCCGUCCCUGCGGAAUUGGUCAACUGGGUCCAACUGAGCCAUUACGAGAACAUAUCAUUCCCACCCACAGAGAAUGCACCCACCGUUGAGAGUGUGCAACUCCUGCGGCGUAAGCUGGCCGCCUCGCGGACUGUAUCGAACGCCCUCGCGGAAGAGUAUAAGCGGAAUGAGGCGAUUCUACGACAACUGAGAACUCUGAUUGGCAAUACACAGACCACCCCAACAAACCUUUCAUUCCUCAUGAACGGCGCAUCUGCUCAGACCUUCAAUGUAUCUCAGCACACCGAGAGUCGACCUCUAACCGCCAACACACACUUUGCUGUUUCACAACUCCCCGCGCUCAAGUCCUUGCUCGCCGAGUUGAGACCAAAGCUGGCGUCGCUAAAAGAUACUGAUAUGAACGUCUCGAGUGCCAAGGAUGAACUCAAGGAAGAGCGCAGAGGCUAUAUCGAGCAGCGGACACGAUCACAUCUGGAGCGCAAUGGGGAAGCUUCGGGUGAAGACUCUACAGCAUUGUCUGGCAAACGGGUGGAUCCGGAUGAGGUGCAAGCCCUGGAAAAGGUUGCUUCCAUAUUCGACUCGGUGUGA
Fonsecaea erecta is the source of this 918-nucleotide messenger RNA. RefSeq lists its product as hypothetical. Gene Ontology annotation, biological process: mitotic sister chromatid segregation; protein localization to kinetochore; kinetochore assembly. The transcript has 3 exons. Gene Ontology annotation, cellular component: nucleus; chromosome, centromeric region. The coding region runs from base 1 to 918 and encodes 305 amino acids. NCBI's taxonomy places the organism in Eukaryota, Fungi, Ascomycota, Eurotiomycetes, Chaetothyriales, Herpotrichiellaceae. The record is from RefSeq and is a predicted model, not a curated record.